Trichoderma asperellum CBS 433.97 is the source of this 1995-nucleotide messenger RNA. RefSeq lists its product as uncharacterized. Gene Ontology annotation, molecular function: DNA binding; zinc ion binding; DNA-binding transcription factor activity, RNA polymerase II-specific. The record is from RefSeq and is a predicted model, not a curated record. Gene Ontology annotation, biological process: DNA-templated transcription; regulation of DNA-templated transcription. NCBI's taxonomy places the organism in Eukaryota, Fungi, Ascomycota, Sordariomycetes, Hypocreales, Hypocreaceae.
AUGGUACUAGCAGCCUGUACCGCAUGUCGCAAGCACAAGGCCAAGUGCUCCGGCGAAAGACCGUCGUGCCGUCGUUGUAUUCAAAGGCAAAUUGAAUGCCACUGGACAACAAAGCCUGGAGAGACCAGCGCACAAGCCCUCAAACGAGGUUAUCAAGACAUACGAAACAAAAAGUCACCUCAUCAGGAGCUAUUCGAGCUUAUAAGGCAUUUAUCCGACCAAGAGGCUGAACAUGUCUUUCAAAGAAUUAGAUCCGGGGCCGACGUGAUGACAAUUCUGAACCAUAUCAGAGUUGGCAAUGUUAUGUUGCAAAUGGCUGUUUCCCCCGAGACUCGAUUACGAUAUGUAUUCCCAUACCGAUCAGAAAUGCCCGAAGAUAUCUUUAUAAAUAAUCCCUAUAUGGAGUCGAAGAUAUAUGAAGCCGCGUCGCUUUACUCGAACUCGUCAGGGUACACCGCCUCCAACUUCGAUGGCAGUAUGGGCUCCGACGAGUAUCAGAAUCUCUAUAUAAAACCAUUCCAUUCAGCAGAGGUUAUUGAUCCUCUGUUGGCCAAUGCAAAGCCAUCUUCGUGGACGGCGGUUUGCGAUGAUGAUGUACUCAUGCGAGACCUUCUCUCAGUAUUUUUCAGAUGCGAAUACCAUUUCACUUCGGCAUUUCAGAAAGACUACUUCUUAGAAGACAUGGCCACCAAACGAAAAGACUUUUGCUCGCCUUUGCUCGUCAAUAUCGUUCUGGCUUAUUCGUGUGUUUGUUAUCCGAAAUUUUCGGACCGUUCAGAGUACUGGAAUCCUAAAACAAUCGGAUAUGCUUUCGCUGCUGAAGCAAAGCGUCUGUGGGAGUUAGAAUCUGAAAUUCCACGAAUUACCACGAUACAAGCUGGGAUAAUCUUUAACGUUUUUUAUAACCUCUGCGGCUUGGACGAGGUUGGGCAAUCCUAUAGAAUACAGGCGAUAGCUCUGGCUCAUCAGAUUCGACUAUUUGACAGCCCUAUGGACGAACAAACUAUGCACCCGCGGACAGUAAGAUUACAAAAGGGCAGGGCGUUUGCCGCAUGGUCUUUAUUUAACUGGGAAACGCUCGUUAGCUUCUCCUUCUUGAUCCCUCCGCUACUCACCAAACCUCCGAUUUAUCCCUUACCAAAUCCCUCAGAAAAUGCACUCUGGUAUGGAGAAGUGUGGUUGAAUUACCCAUUAAGCCAUAGUCUAGUGCCAUCGAACUUUGGUCAAAUGUACAAGGCGAAAUCCCAAUUUCGCAUCAUCAUGAACGACUUUUGCCAUACGGCCUAUUCAGAAGACUCUGAGGUCACCAUCGAAAAAGCUAAUGAGCUGCUCUUUAAGCUUAGAAGCUGGUUCAAUAACCUACCAGAACCGCUUUCACCCAAGAAGAUUGCACUCCCAGGACAAUUGCAACUUCAUAUAUACUACCACCAUCUGAUACGUACCAUCUUUGAACCAUUGCUGCAAAAGGAAACAGACCAAGCAUUGCACAUACGCCAGGUCGUUGCCGAUUCCAAAAGAUAUCUCCAAACUCUGGUUCGACUUUACUAUAUCCGCCACGGUUACGAUGCCAUGGAUCUAUUCAUUGUUAUACCACUGAUGCUCAGUGCCUCGGAUUGUGUCGAAGCUAUAAAUGAUCAAAUACCUGAGGCUCAGCUUGAACUAUUGCGAUCCACGCUGAUUUUAGCUGUAACAGGGUUGUAUAGCCAACGCCGGAAUCACUACUUAGCCGAAGCGCUAUUCCGUGUUAUUCUAGGGCGAAUGCGACCCUGUGAGGUUGCUCUAUUAAAAGGCGCUAUGCCAACAGAUGAGAGUGAGUGGGAGGAGAAACAGGAGAUGGUACAAGCUGUAAGAAGUCAGUGGCCGGUUAGCAUCGUCAAAAAGAAAGAAGACUUGGAUUCUCACAUUUUGACGAAUCUUGUGGAAAACUAUGCUCGCUUGAAUGUGGAACAAGGUGCCCAAUCAGCGCAAAAUCGGGACUCGACUCAAGGGAACUAA